AUUUAUGGACGGCCCCAAAGGUUGAGCUCGGACGACAGUUUGGAUGGGCGACCGAGGCCGCCACCGUGAACAUGCCAGCAGGUACCGCCACAUUCCUCGAGGCCACUGAAAGUCAUCAACCCCUGCAGGGGCUUGCAGCGAUUGUUCUGGUUUGGUGGUGGGGUUUGUGACCCUGAAGCCCAGAGACGAGUCGACGCAGCAGAGGUUUUAUUUUCGUUCGUCAAAAAGCCGUGUGACAGACACACAAGGCUCCUCGCAACUGCUCCCACUUUGUAGCCUCCUGCUGUCCGUCGCCUCUCCCCCGUCCCCACCAAAAGUUAUUUAGCGAUUUUUCUCAAUUCAAGAAAUGUUUUUAACUCGCAUCAAUUACACUCUUCGAUAGCGCCGUUGGUUGCUGGCCGCUUGGCGGAUUUGGGCAAACUGCCGCCUGUGUUGAGCAUUCCACGAUUAAAAUAGAACUUUAAAAAAAAACACUCCCAACACACUCGCAAGCGGAGAGGCGUAUCCGUGAGUGCCAUCAUCAGGGGAAACCGCGAGCAUCCGACGGCACCGCGAACUGCGGCGAUGGAGGCUCUCUGCGUUGGGCGACCCGUGCCAGAACAUCUCAGCCGGGUGCCAUGAUCGGACCUCUCCGCCCCUCGCUGACGCUCCUCUUCGGCGUGAACGUCGGCUUCGGCCUGACCUACAUCUUCCUGCUGGCCACGUCGAACCUCGACGUGGCCGUGACUCCCCGUGAGCCGGCGCGACGCGACGCUCUGCGGGAGCUCCGCGCGCGCGUCCGCGUCCUCUGCUGGGUCGUGACCUGCCCCCAGAACGUCGAGAGCAGGGCGCGACAUCAGCGCGACACUUGGACCCGCGCCUGCGACCGCGUGCUCUUCCUGAGCUCCGUCGACGACGCGGAGUUCCCCGCCGUGGGGCUCGGCACCGAGGAAGGGCGCCAGCACCUCUACUGGAAGACGACCAGGGCGAUCCUCUACCUCCGCGAGCAUCACGUCGACGACGCCGACUGGUUCUUGAAGGCGGACGACGACACUUACGUGCUGGUGGACAACCUCCGCCUCUUGCUGAGCGGUCACUCGGCCCGAAGUCCCGUCUACUUUGGCCGUCGCUUCAAGGACCGACACAACAGGAGCUUCAUGAGCGGUGGAGCCGGCUACGUGCUCAGCAGGGCCGCCCUCGUGCUGGCUGCAGACGGCUUCGGGUCAGGUCAAUGCGGGCAGGUCAGCCUGGCCGAGGACGUGGCCAUUGGGGCGUGCUUGGAGAAGGUCGGCGUGGCCUUUGGCGACUCGAGGGACUCGGCCGGCCGCGAGACCUUCCACCCGUUUGUGCCCGAAAAGCUCCUGGUGCGUGACUUCAUCUCCAACAACUCUUGGUACUGGAGGUAUUGCUACCACCGGGCCGUGAGAGGUCCCCAGUGCUGUUCGGACUACCCCGUGUCUUUCCAUUACGUGAGGCCGAGCUACAUGCACGUUCUCGAGUACCUGGUGCAUCGCCUUCGGCCGUACGGCUACGCGUAUCGCUACACGGCGGAGUUGCCCGACGAUCCUGAAGACGUUUGACCGAACUCGAAAACGAUGUCAAAAGCCGCGACGUUCAGUUCUGCAACGGCCCAGAGGACCAUUUUUUUGUGUUUUGCUGACCAACAGAGCACGUUGAACAAACGGUUCUUGAAAACGUAGCACGGAGGACGGGGCGACACGUUUUUAUUACACGAUUUUUUUAUUAUUACACGCCUUUUUUAUUAUUAGACGCUUUCUAUUAACUCCCUCUGUUGUUGUUGUUAUAUCCUCAAAUCUUGUAACUCAAUUUUAACCCACUUCC
Messenger RNA from Petromyzon marinus (sea lamprey), 1821 nucleotides. The record is from RefSeq and is a predicted model, not a curated record. Lineage: Eukaryota; Metazoa; Chordata; Hyperoartia; Petromyzontiformes; Petromyzontidae.